Prosopis cineraria is the source of this 2757-nucleotide messenger RNA. Its product is annotated as probable LRR receptor-like serine/threonine-protein kinase At4g37250. Gene Ontology annotation, molecular function: ATP binding; receptor serine/threonine kinase binding; protein kinase activity. The coding region runs from base 250 to 2601 and encodes 783 amino acids. The transcript has 2 exons. Gene Ontology annotation, biological process: protein phosphorylation. Lineage: Eukaryota; Viridiplantae; Streptophyta; Magnoliopsida; Fabales; Fabaceae. The record is from RefSeq and is a predicted model, not a curated record.
AGCACCACCUGUGUCUAGUAGUCGCAAAAGAUCUAUUCUUCCGACACUUUACCCGCAGAGUACUGCGAACCCAUUUAACUAUUUCCAUCUCGUCUUCGCCAUAAUUCUCUGGUUUUGCUGAGCUGCUCUGUUCUUCAUCCUUCUAUUUCUUUUUUUCUUUUAUUUGUGUUCCAAUUCUGUUACAUCACAAGUAUCUUUCUCCUCUUUUAUUCGUCCAGAGAUGUGGCCGUCGGAUUACACUCUCAAAUCAUGAGCUUCUCCAGUCUUCUUCCCCAUUUAUGCUGGAGAUUUUUCCUACUUGUUUUUCUUCUUACUGUUGCUGUGAAUCCAUGUCUUGCAUUAAACAGAGAUGGUCUCUUGUUGAUUUCUUUGAAGUACUCUGUUUUGACUGAUCCUUUGUUCCAGCUUGGAAGCUGGAACUACUGGGACCAGACUCCUUGUUUGUGGAAAGGAGUUCAAUGCGACGUUGUUCCGGAUGCAACGAAUUCUUCUCAGGAUCGUGUGGUUGGUUUGGCUCUUCCGAAUUCUCAGCUUCUGGGCUCCAUUCCUGACGAUCUUGGUUUGAUUGAAAAUCUUCGAAGUCUCGACCUCUCUAAUAAUUCUCUCAACGGCUCUCUUCCCACUUCACUUUUCCAGGCUUCAAAGCUCGGGUUUCUUGAUUUGUCUAACAACUUGAUCUCCGGGGAGAUUCCAGAUUCCGUAGUUCAGCUCACUAAUCUUCAGCUUCUUAACCUCUCUGACAAUGCAUUGGCGGGAAACCUUCCCACUGGUCUUGGAAAGAUGCAGAAUCUAACUGUUGUGUCGGUGAAGAAUAAUUACUUAUCAGGUGGUCUUCCUAGUGGGUUCCGAAUGACGCAAGUCCUAGAUCUGUCUUCGAACUUGUUGAACGGAUCUCUUCCUUCGGAUUUCGGCGGUGAUCGUCUGCGAUACUUGAAUAUAUCCUUCAAUAAAUUUUCCGGGAAAAUCACCCCAGAAUUCGCAGAUAAAAUUCCAAGUAACGCUACAGUUGACAUCUCCUUCAACAAUCUCGCCGGAGAGAUUCCAGAUUCCUCCGUGUUCACGAACCUCGAUUCAAACUCAUUUUCUGGGAAUCCCGAUCUCUGCGGAGGAGAAAUCGAUAACCCAUGUCCCAUCUCCUCGCCACCAGCUCCUUCACCAAACGCCACUGCUCCGACAUCUCGUCCUGCAUUCGCCGUAUUUCCAAGAACACUUGAUCCUCCUCAAUCGGAGUCAGUAAACGGGCCUUUGCGGCAAGAGAGGACAGGACUAAGAACAGGAACAAUCAUAGGAAUCGUUGUAGGGGACAUUAUAGGCAUCGGAAUCUUAGCCGUGAUAUUCCUAUACGUGUUCCAAUUAAAAAGAAGGAAGAAGUCGGAGGAUGCCCUAAACAAAGAAGCCAUCAAUGGGUCAUCAUCGCCGUCCUUCGAGUCAAAAGGGUUCAGAAGUUGGUCAUGCUUGCAUAAAAACACCGAAGAAGAAGAAUCAUCAUCACCAUCAGAAUCUACAAGUUCUUCUGAAAGCGAAGUGGAAGCACAAAAUGGCGCUAAAAAUCAGAUUCAUAGACAAGAAGAAUGUUUGCAGAACAAAACAGGGACGUUGGUGACAGUUGAUGGGGAAAGAGAGAUGGAGCUGGAGACGCUUCUAAAGGCGUCAGCUUUCAUCCUGGGCGCCACCGGUUCGAGCAUAAUGUACAAAGCAGUCCUCGAAGAUGGCACCGCGUUAGCGGUCCGGAGAAUCGGUGAGAUCGGUGUAGGCCGGUUCAAGGACUUCGAGACGCAAGUCCGGGUCGUAGCCAAACUGGUUCAUCCAAACCUGGUUCGGGUUCGAGGAUUCUAUUGGGGAAAUGAAGAGAAGCUUAUCAUCUACGACUUCGUUCCCAAUGGCAGCCUCGCCAAUUUUCGCUACAGGAAAGUAGGCUCCGCGCCUUGCCAUGUGCCAUGGGAAAUAAGGCUGAAGAUUGCUAGAGGGGUAGCACGUGGGCUGGCUUACCUCCACGACAAAAAGCACGUGCAUGGAAAUCUGAAGCCCAGCAACAUUCUCUUGGGCAGUGAUAUGGAGCCCAAGAUUGGAGACUUUGGUCUUGAGAAAAUUCUAACAGGAGAUACCAGUUACAAAGCUGGAGGCUCGGCCCGUAUUUUCGGGAGCAAGAGAUCCAGUGCGUCACGGGAUAGCUUCCAGGAUAUUAACGUUGGGCCAAGCCCAAGCCCAAGCCCAAGCUCAUUAAGCGGUGUCUCCCCUUACCAUGCACCUGAGUCAUUCAGGAACCUGAAGCCACACCCAAAGUGGGAUGUCUACACGUUUGGGGUCAUAUUUCUGGAGCUACUGACGGGAAAGACUGUGGUUACUGAUGAGACGGGCCAAGGCACUGGGCUUUUGGCGGAGGAUAAGAACAGGGCCUUGAGGAUGGCUGAUGUGGCAAUCCGUGCUGACGUGGAGGGUAAAGAGGAGGCCUUGUUGGCUUACUUCAAGCUAGGGUAUAGUUGUGUGACCAGCGUCCCUCAGAAAAGGCCGUCAAUGAAAGAAGUGUUGUAUGCUCUUGAUAAAAUCACGAGUUCCUUUUCUCCGUCUUCUUCGUCGUGCGCCUAUUAUUACGGUCACUAAACCCUGUGCCUUUUGUUCUCACACUGCUCUUGUAGAAAUUUGUAUUUAUGAUUGACCAAUAGCAGUUUAGUAACCAUCGUGUGCAUUGUGCUUGUAUGACAGAUUCAUUUCCCUAAUUAUCUAGGAAUCUUCUAAUAGAAUAAUCUUUCUAAUUUU